GUAUACGCGGAGCUCUAGGGAAUGUCGCAGUUUCAAUAACGGUUGGUUACUCGGUUCGGUCUUGUGAUCUAUCAGCUGAAAGAGGUGCGAAUCUGCUUGUCGCAGAUCUUUCAUCUAUUCUCGAAGAGAAGUGUUACCUAAAAAUAUAUCAGUUUCAAGAGACGACGACGAAAAUGGUUGAACGUGUGAGCAUUAAAGAGAUGAUACCGGCUCUGCCGGAGGAGAAGAUAGAUAUGCUAGCAGCAACUAGCAUACUUCAACAGCAAGCUGCUGACAUCAGAAAUCAGAGACCCAAUUGGCAGUCGUAUCAACAAUCUCAAAUGAUAUCUAAAGAAGACUACGAUUUCCUAGUUGCUUUCGACACAAGUGAUCCUCAUGUCAGGGAAGCGAAACUGAAGGAAAACCCUCAUCAAGCUGCUAAGACUUUCCUCAAUCUACUUGGCCACGUUUCAAAAGAUCAAACUAUACAAUACAUCCUCACGAUGAUCGACGAUAUGCUUCAAGAAGAUCGUAGCCGCGUGGAGAUCUUCAGAGAGCAUUCGAAUCGUAAACGGGAGUCGGUGUGGGGACCGUUCCUGAAUCUCUUGAACAGACAAGACGGCUUCAUAAUGAAUAUGACGUCGAGGAUCAUUGCCAAGCUGGCUUGUUGGAGCCACGAUUUGAUGGAGAAGACCGAUCUCCAGUUCUACUUAACGUGGCUGAAGGAUCAACUGAAGCUAAGCUUCGAGGCUCUGCAAAACAUGAAUUUGAAUGCGGGAGUAGAUCAAGGCCACAUUACGGACAAGGAGGCUCACGAGUUACACGAACUGCAAAAUCCGAACAACGAGUACAUUCAGUCCGUGGCGCGUUGCUUGCAAAUGAUGCUGCGCACGGACGAGUACCGUUUCGCGUUCGUAUCCGUCGACGGAAUCUCCACUCUGCUCAGUGUUCUAACGGGCAGAGUGAACUUCCAAGUGCAGUACCAGCUUAUAUUUUGCAUAUGGGUGCUCACCUUCAAUCCACUGCUCGCAGAAAAGAUGAACAAAUUUAGCGUUAUUCCCAUCCUAGCCGAUAUACUGAGCGAUUCUGUCAAAGAGAAAGUGACUCGUAUUAUCUUAGCAGUAUUCAGAAACUUGAUCGAGAAGGUAGAAGACGCACAGGUAGCCAAGGAACACUGCAUCGCGAUGGUGCAGUGCAAAGUAUUGAAACAGCUUUCGAUCCUCGGCCAACGAAAAUUCGAUGACGAAGACAUCACCGAUGACAUUGAAUUUUUGAACGACAAACUGCAAGCGUCAGUUCAAGACUUGAGCUCCUUCGACGAGUAUUCGACCGAGGUGAAAUCCGGACGCCUCGAGUGGUCUCCUGUUCACAAGUCCGGCAAAUUCUGGCGCGAGAACGCCAGUCGGCUGAACGAAAAGAAUUACGAGCUCCUUCGUAUUCUGGUGCACUUACUGGAGACCAGCAAGGAUCCCUUGGUCCUCAGCGUGGCCAGCUUCGAUGUAGGGGAAUACGUUAGACAUUAUCCACGUGGCAAACACAUAAUUGAACAGCUUGGUGGCAAACAACGAGUCAUGCAGUUGUUGAGCCACGAAGAUCCUAAUGUAAGAUACGAAGCUCUUCUCGCGGUUCAGAAGCUGAUGGUGCACAAUUGGGAGUACUUGGGGAAGCAGUUGGAGAAAGAGCAAACUGGAACGUCUGGUGCACCGGGUGCUAAACCUGGCGCACAAGUUCCGGCUAAAGCUUAGACAGAGUUACAGGACUCGUGAUUGUAAGUGUGGCUUGAUAUUUGUACAUUUUGCCUUCUUCAGAUAUUAUACGUUCAAAUGAUUUACACCGCGGGUAAGAACGAAUUGUUAUACUUAAGGGAAAAAGAAAACGCGAUCUUGAUAUUGAAAAAUCACGGUUUAAAAGAAGUUACAUUCCUUCGUGUUCCGAGUCUGUAGUUACGUGUAGAUAAAAAAAACAGUAUAUAGGUAUAUACAUAUAUAUAUUUACAUAUUCGAACGAAUCUGUUCGGUUCGUUCUAAUCGGAUCCAGUAAACCCUAAUGAAAUGUACAUAAAUGUUGCAAAGAGGAGAAUGAGGCGAGUGUAGAAAGUGGUGUUGAUGGAAUUUGUAAGUAAAGUGUUUAUGGAAUGUUAGGUAAAAUAAAGUAUUAUUAUCGCUAGA
Ceratina calcarata is the source of this 2147-nucleotide messenger RNA. RefSeq names its product V-type proton ATPase subunit VhaSFD (gene VhaSFD). The record is from RefSeq and is a predicted model, not a curated record. Gene Ontology annotation, molecular function: protein binding; proton-transporting ATPase activity, rotational mechanism. The transcript has 10 exons. The coding region runs from base 174 to 1724 and encodes 516 amino acids. Gene Ontology annotation, biological process: proton transmembrane transport. Gene Ontology annotation, cellular component: vacuolar proton-transporting V-type ATPase, V1 domain; lysosomal membrane. Lineage: Eukaryota; Metazoa; Arthropoda; Insecta; Hymenoptera; Apidae.